Xenopus laevis (African clawed frog) is the source of this 3388-nucleotide messenger RNA. It is a transcript of the gene sv2c.S, whose product is annotated as synaptic vesicle glycoprotein 2C S homeolog. Gene Ontology annotation, biological process: chemical synaptic transmission; transmembrane transport. The record is from RefSeq and is a predicted model, not a curated record. Gene Ontology annotation, molecular function: transmembrane transporter activity. The coding region runs from base 572 to 2737 and encodes 721 amino acids. The transcript is spliced from 13 exons. NCBI's taxonomy places the organism in Eukaryota, Metazoa, Chordata, Amphibia, Anura, Pipidae. Gene Ontology annotation, cellular component: synaptic vesicle membrane; membrane.
UCACUCCUUAAAACCUUAACACUGAAACAUGACUUGCAGUAUGUUCCUAUUCAGGCAGAGAGCCCCACUCACUCCACCCCCACAGCUGCUUUCCACUAUGAGCUGGGAUUGCCCACACCACUCCCAGCACUUCAAUUAUUGAUCACACACAAAUCUCCCCUCCCAGUUCCUUCCAGCUGGAGGCUUUUACCUUUUUUCUUAUUCAGUAGUAAAAAAAAAAUCAGCUGUGUGUGUAUUUGAUUGAAAGACUUUGUUCUCUUUUUCUUGCUGUUCAGCACUGCAGUAGAAAUCUAACUGCAGAGUAAGAUCCACCCAAUCUGCCUUCCUCCCUUUGCUGGUGGACCCUUCAGCACCAACAAGAGGUGGACAGCUCCCAGCACUUUGCGCUGCUGCUCCCGAUGCACAGGACAGACAGAGCCAACUGCCGCCCAUUGCCCAGAUGCUGUUGCAUUAGAGAGAUGUGCAUAUAAUUCAUCUUUAUUUAAAAACGCUGAAUAACAAAGGAGCAGUACGUUUUACACAAGCAACCGAUUUCUAUCGCCUCCGCAAAACUAAUUGUGAAAUUUAAACAAUGGAAGAUGCCUACAGAGAUAGGACUUCAUUAGUAAAAGGUGCUAAAGAUAUUGCCAAGGAAGCUAAGAGACACACAACAAGAAACACAAACAGAGCUGUGGAUAUAGAACAAGAUGUCUAUACACAACAGUCACACAACCAGUACCAAAAUGAACAAGAUGACAGAUAUUACUCGCAAGGAAAUUAUCAAGAAGAUGUAAAUGAUGAGGAAGGUUCAAGUGAUGCAACAGAAGGUCAUGAUGAAGAUGAUGAAAUAUAUGAAGGAGAGUAUCAAGGAAUACCUGGGAUGGGGCAAGGCAAAGAUGGCAAGGUUGCUCGUGGUCAGCCUAUCUCAGAUGAGCGUGAUUUAGAAACCGAAAGGAAAGCAGAUGAAGAAGAGCUAGCACAACAGUAUGAGCUAAUCAUUCAAGAAUGUGGACAUGGUCGUUUUCAGUGGACUCUCUUUUUUGUCCUUGGGAUGGCACUGAUGGCUGAUGGGGUAGAGGUGUUUGUGGUUGGCUUUGUGUUGCCAAGUGCUGAAACAGAUAUGUGUAUACCAAAUUCAGGUUCUGGUUGGCUUGGGAGUAUAGUUUAUUUGGGAAUGAUGAUGGGAGCGUUCUUCUGGGGAGGCCUGGCAGACAAGGUUGGAAGAAAACAGUCUCUUCUUAUUUGCAUGUCUGUCAAUGGAUUCUUCGCCUUCCUCUCUUCAUUUGUCCAGGGCUAUGGACUUUUCUUAGUUUGCCGACUAAUCUCAGGAUUUGGCAUCGGGGGAGCUCUUCCAACUGCAUUUUCCUAUUUUUCUGAAGUUCUUGCACGAGAGAAGAGAGGAGAACACUUGAGUUGGCUCUGCAUGUUUUGGAUGAUUGGUGGAAUCUAUGCAUCAGCUAUGGCUUGGGCUAUUAUUCCACAUUAUGGUUGGAGUUUCAGCAUGGGAUCCGCAUAUCAGUUUCACAGCUGGAGAGUGUUUGUCAUUGUGUGUGCGCUGCCUUGCGUUUCCACAGUUGUGGCCCUAACUUUCAUGCCAGAAAGUCCACGGUUCCUGCUAGAGAUUGGGAAACAUGAUGAAGCCUGGAUGAUCCUCAAACAAAUCCAUGACACGAACAUGAGAGCUCGUGGUGAGCCUGAAAAAGUCUUCACUGUUCAAAGAAUUAAGACACCAAAACAAAUUGAUGAGCUCAUUGAAAUUGAAUCAGACACAGGAACGUGGUAUAGGAGAUGCUUUGUCAGAAUCCGCACAGAGUUCUAUGGAAUAUGGCUAACGUUUACGAGGUGCUUCGAGUAUCCUGUAAAAGACAACACAAUCAAACUGACUAUAGUGUGGCUCACUCUAUCAUUUGGAUACUACGGAUUAUCAGUCUGGUUCUCUGAUGUUAUUAGACACCUUCAAUCCGAUGAAUAUGCUUUACGAGUGAAACGUUUUAAUGGGAGCACCAUCUCAGACUACAAAUUCAACUACACUUUGGAAAAUCAGAUUCAUAAGAAUGCAGUGUUCAUCAAUGACAGGUUCAUAUCAAUGAAGUUUAAGUCCGUUGUCUUCCAAGACUCUGUGUUCGAAAAAUGCUACUUUGAAGAUGUGACUUCAAUCAACACUUACUUUAGGAAUUGUACCCUCAUAGACACUCAUUUUGUCAACACAGAUCUAGAGAAAUACAAGUUCACCGACAGUGUCACGAUAAACUGCACAUUCAUCCUUCCCAAAAUCGGCUGCCAGAUCACCUUUGAUGAUGAUUACAGUGCCUACUGGAUCUAUUUUGUUAACUUCCUUGGCACCUUAGCAGUUCUUCCAGGCAACAUUGUCUCUGCUCUACUGAUGGACAAGAUUGGAAGACUAACAAUGUUAGGAGGCUCCAUGGUACUUUCUGGCAUCAGCUGUUUCUUUUUGUGGUUCGGUACCAGCGAGUCUAUGAUGGUGGGCAUGUUGUGUGUGUACAAUGGGUUGACUAUUUCAGCAUGGAACUCCCUUGAUGUGGUCACUGUGGAACUCUUCCCUACAGAUAAAAGAGCAACUGGAUUUGGAUUUUUGAAUGCACUUUGUAAAGGAGCCGCAGUACUUGGAAACCUGAUCUUUGGGUCACUAGUUGGAAUCACCAAAGCCAUCCCUAUUCUGAUGGCCUCUGCUGUGCUUGUUGGAGGGGGCCUAGUGGGACUGCGACUCCCUGAUACAAGAAAUCAGGUCUUAAUGUAAUAGGGAUUCCCUACCAAUGAUAAACCAAUCAGAAUACAAACUUCAAAUCCUCACCAUGAAGCCCUGUCACCCUAAGUGUACUAGUCCCACUACUGUCACACUUAGUUUCCCACACUUGCUGUCACACUCAUACGUGUCCACACUGUCACACUUUGUGUCACAUCCUCACUAUGUUAAAUAUUUAGAACAUUUCUCACCAGCUUGUUUUGUUCUAUAAAUGAUUAGCUUGUUGUUUACAGACAACAUAUGAACAUAGGGGCUGUUCAUAGUUUAUUGGUUUGUUUUUUUUCUUGUAAUGUCCUUUAUCAGUAUAAAAUAUAUUUUAAAAGCAGCCUUCCAUUGUGUGGGAGCUGCAAAGCUGUUUUUAGACUGCUAAUAUCAUGAAUGUGUAACAGAAAAAAUUAAGUUAAUGAGCAGAGAAAAGUCACUUGACAUUUUUCAGCUCAGAUCUAAGCAGAGUAACAUGACAAGACUUUUCUUUUUUCACAAACUUAAUUUUCUUGAAAACAAAACAAAAAUUAAAUUUUAACAUUGCUCCGAAGAACAAGCUGAGAAAUGUUACAUUUGUUUUGAAGGUUUAUAUUUCUUUUAAAGUAACUGUUAAGACGGAGAGAUGGUGCCUAUAGUAACAGUGGGAUAAUAGUAUCUGGG